CAACACCAAUCGACAGUGAUAAAGGCACCGAAAAUAUCACAAUGGAAAAAGCUCCACCUUCAAUUUGCAAAUGGAUACAAACGCUGGAGCUGGGAUAUUCGGAUGUGGACAAGCCUCCCGAUGGAGGAAUUUGCUUCCAUUGCGCAGGACGUCAUGCCAAGCUUCUCAAGUGUGCUCGAUGUAAAGUAGCCACGUACUGCCAGCGGGAUUGUCAGGUAGAAGAUUGGAAAAUCGGAAAACACAAGCUUGCCUGUCAAUCUUAUGCAAGGGUAGGGCCUUCGAUGCAAAUUGACGACGAAAACGACAAGCAGCAAGCCUGCAAUGAGUUGUUUGGCCGAAUACGAUUUUACGUGUGCCCGUACGCUGUCCACAAGGCGACGACACUUGGAAGAGGAUUUCUCUUUAUUCAAAGCGACCGCACACUCGCAACCAUGUCCUUAACUUUGCCAAAGGAUAGCUACGGUCGUCCAACCGACAAUCGAGCUCUGUUGAUAUAUUACCUCACUCUCGGUGAGUUUGAUGCGGAAGUUUGUCGAGAAGACUUUGAAAUGGCUACAGUUCGCACAAAACUUCAAGAAGCAGUUGAAAACUACGAUGAAGAGGACGAAAUUGUCAUUUUGAUGCGCUUCAGGUGUGGCCAUGUCUCCCUGGGCACGUCUGCGUUGGUUCCAGACCAUCGGGUAUGUAAAAAGCUCGGAAUUGACUACUACUCCGAAAGCACUGCAGCGGCCCUUCAGCUAAACAUAGACGAUAGUUAAUCAUAUCUGACGGUCGGUGUUUCGGUUACG
Molecule: messenger RNA, 788 nt
Organism: Phaeodactylum tricornutum CCAP 1055/1
Lineage: Eukaryota; Bacillariophyta; Bacillariophyceae; Surirellales; Neidiaceae
Exons: 1
Coding region: 42-758 (238 amino acids)
Source: RefSeq, a predicted model, not a curated record